AUGUCUACCAAGCUCGAUAAGUCUCUCGACGAGAUCCUUGUCAACCGCCGCCAGGGCGUGCGCAACCGCCGCCGUAACGCCAGAUCCAAGGCUGCCAACGCUGCUGUUCCGGUUGGCGGAGUCAAGAAGACCACAAAGAGUGCUAAGCCUGCUGGAAAGGCUAUCCAGAAUGGACACCCCAUCUCGACCGAAAGCAAAAUCAUGGUCAGCGGCUUGCCUGCCGAUGUGAAUGAGGCCAAUAUCAAGGAAUACUUCUCAAAAUCCGCAGGUCCCGUCAAGCGUGUCAUGCUCACCUACAACCAGAAUGGCACAAGCCGCGGCAUCGCCUCGAUUGUUUUCAGUAAACGCGACACUGCCGCAAAAGCGGCCAAGGAGCUCAACGGUCUGCUCGUCGAUGGGCGUCCCAUGAAGGUUGUUGUCGAUGCCUCGCACGCCCCUGAAGUACCUGCCCCUAAGCCUCUUGGAGAUCGCGUCGCCCAGGGCAAGUCAAAGCCGAAGCCUGCGACCAACGCCAAGGCCGCCAACACUGCCGCCGGCAAGAAGGGUCGCGGCGGACGCCGACCAGGCGCUCGCACCAACCGUCCCAAGCCCAAGACUGCAGAGGAAUUGGAUGCGGAGAUGGAUGAUUACUUCAUUACUUCUGGCGAUGUUGCGCCCGCCAAUGUCCCUGCUGCCGCGAAUGUUGCUCCUCAGCAGGCCGCCGGGGACGACGUUGGAAUGGCUGAGAUUUCGUAA
Molecule: messenger RNA, 735 nt
Organism: Aspergillus calidoustus
Lineage: Eukaryota; Fungi; Ascomycota; Eurotiomycetes; Eurotiales; Aspergillaceae
Source: the annotation of a GenBank genome assembly